ACCAGGAAGAAAUGCUGGAGCACCCAAGAUCGCUGUCAGGUGCGGAGAAACCUUAGGGUGGCCGUCACUCUUCCGUUGGCUUUGUGGUCAGCGGGGAGCCGGGUUGAUCUGUCCGUCCAUCAGGCUCUGUUGCUGAACCUAACCUCGAUGGCAGCUGGGCCUCGGCACUCCGAGAGGUGUAGCUGGAGAGGGUUCGAAUUUCAGGAGACUCCCACUGGCUGCGCUCACUCUGGACCGGCGGAGGCUGAGGCCCGGGGUCCGCGAACCACGGUUCACUACUUCUGGCCUCGUGGCGGAGGUGCCAGGACUCGGGCUGCGGAGCCUUGCUCCCUGUUCCGCCUUUGCUAUGUCUGAAGGCGUCCUGCUUUGCGCGUGUCGGGGCCAAAUCCAGAUUUUCAUUUCGCUUCAGGCUCGGACGGCUAAGUAGGUCCAAACCGCACAAACAGGAAGGAGGGAAGGCAAGGAGUGCGGGCAGAGGGCGGGUCGUUCCCAGCAGCACCCCAGUCCCUCCCCGUCCCGGUCUCCGACCCACUGGGGCCAGGGCGGGGCGUGCGCGUCAGCUGGGGCUAGAAAAGGCGGCGGUCCGGCCCGGCGAGGUGACAGCCCAACUUGGACGCCAGGUCCGGCCGACGCCGCCAUGAGCGCCGCGCUUUUCAGCCUGGACAGCCCGGUGCGCGGCACACCCUGGCCCACAGAACCUGCCUUCUACGAGCCAGGCAGGGUGGACAAGCCCGGCCGAGGGCCCGAGCCAGGGGAUCUGGGGGAGCUGGGCUCCACGACUCCUGCCAUGUACGACGACGAGAGCGCCAUCGACUUCAGCGCCUACAUUGACUCCAUGGCCGCCGUGCCCACCCUAGAGCUGUGCCACGACGAACUCUUCGCCGACCUCUUCAACAGCAACCACAAAGCGGCCAGCGCGGGCGGCCUGGAGCUGCUGCAGGGCGGCCCUACGCGACCCCCGGGUGUGGGGUCAGUCGCCAGGGGUCCGCUCAAGCGCGAACCCGACUGGGGCGACGGCGACGCGCCGGGCUCCCUGCUGCCCGCGCAAGUGGCGGUGUGCGCGCAGACAGUGGUGAGCUUGGCGGCCGCGGCUCAGCCCACUCCACCCACUUCGCCGGAGCCUCCUCGAGGCAGCCCGGGGCCGAGCCUCGCGCCCGGCACAGUCCGAGAAAAGGGCGCGGGCAAGAGGGUUCCGGACCGCGGCAGCCCGGAGUACCGGCAGCGGCGCGAGCGCAACAACAUCGCUGUGCGCAAGAGCCGCGACAAGGCCAAGCGCCGCAACCAGGAGAUGCAGCAGAAGCUGGUGGAGUUGUCGGCCGAGAACGAGAAGCUGCAUCAGCGCGUGGAGCAGCUCACCCGGGACCUGGCUGGCCUUCGGCAGUUCUUCAAAAAGCUGCCCAGCCCGCCUUUCCUGCCGCCCACCGGCGCCGACUGCCGGUAACGCGCGGCGUGGGCCUUUGAGACUCUGAACGACCUAUACCUCAGACCCCGACAGCGGGGAGCAGACGCCGCCCGAAUCGCUAGUUUCUUUGGGACCUGCGAGCGACAGGAAGCUGCAGCUUGGGCACCGGACUGCGAGAGAAGCUAUAUUAAUCUUUCCCCCUUAAAUUAUUUUUUAUAAUGGUAGCAUUUUCUACGUCUUAUUACCAUUGCAGCUAAGGUACAUUUGUAGAAAAGACAUUUCCGACAGACUUUUGUAGAUAAGAGGAAGAGACUGCGCAUGCUUUUUAUAUUCAUUUUUACAGUAUUUGUAAGAAUAAAGAAGCAUUUAAAUCGCUGCAGCUUCCUAUAUUCAUUCUCUCCCGCACACAACAUACUGAGACUUCACCAGGGAAAAGCAAGUACCUGGGAGCCACCCGACCAGGGUGACGACGCAGCUGCUCUGCUGUGUAGUGAUGGACUGGACAAAGCAGAGUAAAGGUCCCAUCUCCUUUCCAAGGACGCUCUCCACUUUAUAACUCUGCAGUGAUAGAAGCAUUCUGGUUAAAGCAAACAGCCCUGGGUUCCUGGACAUUCUGUUCCCAACGAGGCCACAGCCGGGACAAAGGUCCUUCCUUUCAUAAGCUGCAGCCUUCCUUCCAACGGAAAAGGCUUUGGGGUGGGAGUUGGGGUAUGUGGAUUAUAAAAAUCCCCUUUAUCAGAGCAAAAUAAACUACUUUAUUAUGA
Mus caroli (Ryukyu mouse) is the source of this 2166-nucleotide messenger RNA. It is a transcript of the gene Cebpd, whose product is annotated as CCAAT enhancer binding protein delta. Gene Ontology annotation, molecular function: DNA-binding transcription factor activity, RNA polymerase II-specific; RNA polymerase II cis-regulatory region sequence-specific DNA binding. Gene Ontology annotation, biological process: regulation of cell differentiation; regulation of transcription by RNA polymerase II; DNA-templated transcription. The record is from RefSeq and is a predicted model, not a curated record. Lineage: Eukaryota; Metazoa; Chordata; Mammalia; Rodentia; Muridae.